Messenger RNA from Oncorhynchus keta (chum salmon), 2971 nucleotides. RefSeq names its product probable serine/threonine-protein kinase fhkB. Bases 1 to 681 code for a protein of 226 amino acids. The record is from RefSeq and is a predicted model, not a curated record. NCBI's taxonomy places the organism in Eukaryota, Metazoa, Chordata, Actinopteri, Salmoniformes, Salmonidae. The transcript has 4 exons.
AUGGAUUACCAACAAACCCAGGAUAGUCAACCCAGGACAGCAGUUUCCUCUGGUAUCUGGCCCACGAGACACCUUGCCUCUCUGCAAUAUGAAGUGCCUGGUUCUGGGACUCGGCACACUGGCCUUGCUGGCAUCCACCAUGGCACAGAAUUCUACAAUAGGACCAACAACAGACCAACAGAAUUCUACAAUAGGACCAGCAACAGACCAACAGAAUUCUACAAUAGGACCAGCAACCGUCACAACUGCCACAACCGCCACCUGGCUAUCCACACCAAAUUCUACAAUAAGACCAACAACCGACCAACGGAAUUCUACAAUAGGACCAACAACCGACCAACAGAAUUCUACAAUAGGACCAACAACCGACCAACAGAAUUCUACAAUAGGACCAACAACCGACCAACAGAAUUCUACAAUAGGACCAAUAACCGACCAACAAAAUUCUACAAUAGGACCAACAACCGACCAACGGAAUUCUACAAUAGGACCAACAACCGACCAACAAAAUUCUACAAUAGGACCAACAAAUGCCACCACAACCACCACAACCGCCACAUGGUCAACCACUCUCACCACACCAGCAGGGGGCAGCCAUGUCUUCAGUUACUCCCUGACUCUACUGUUUGGUUCGACAUCCAGCCUGAUAAUACAUUCACUAUGGCAUUGUGCGCCACAUAGAGGGCAAGAGUCACAUUGACUGCACCUUUCUGAGAGUGUUAAAGGGUAACUUUGGGAUUCUGGCAAUGAGGCCCGUUAUCUAUUUUCCCAGAGUCAGAUGAACUCAUGGAUACCAGUUUUAAGUCUCGGCGUGCGGUUUGAAUAAAGUUGCUAACUUGCACAACUGUUAUCUUCCUUUUAGCUCAAUGACUGCUAACGCUAGUUGUUAACUAGCGCAAUUGCUAAUUAGCAUUAGCGAAAUGACUGGAACUUCCUGUCAUUGUGUUAACGCUAGUUAGCAUUGGCAUUAGCAUUACCGCUAACUUCCUUCAUACAGGACACAGACAUAAAAAUGGUAUCCACAAGUUCAUCUGAUUCUGGGAAAGACGAUAAAGGGCACCAUUGCCAAAUUCUAACGUAUCCCUUUAAAAACUGAAUAAGAGCGUAGGAGAAUAAUCUUUCUCUCAAUUUGUGUGUUUUACAAUGACCUGCUGGAUGUUUGUGUGUGCUCUGUGUAUUUCAAAAUGUAGAACUGAAACACUGGUUGAUAGGGUUGCAAUGCCCAAAAUCCGUGUAUACUAAUGUUUUAUAGUCAAUCAAGCGGUGAGUUCCUUUGCUAUGUAAACAAGUGAACUAUUCAUGUGAUUGCCUUUCCGACAAAAAUAGGUCAUUAUACAAAUGGUAAAUUAUUUAAUUUCUCAUUGUGCAAAUAUUGAAAUGUACCCAAAUAAAAUAUUUUUUUUUGUAUUGCUAUUUGACCGAGUUAAAUAUUUACAUAUACAGUUAUUAAAAUCCCGAUAUUGUAUCACAGUAAAUAGGUUAUUCGGAAUUACUCUUGCUUUUAAUCUUUAAUAUCAGUUCCAUUGUUCUGCUUUUCAGGGCACUUUAAGAUUUGUGUAUAAAAAAAGUGUCCACCACAAAAGUUCCUUCACAGGUGAAAAUAAAUGCAUUCUAAUUUAAUAUGAAUGUGAAGUUAUUCAUUAACAAUGAAAUAAUUAUAAAGAUCCAUAACAUGCGAUGUGACGUAUCAAUACAGGUACAGAAGGAGCAUUCGUUGAAUCACAUUUAGUGAUAAAGCCCUUCUUUACAUCAGCCGAUGUCACAAAGUGCUGUACAGAAACCCAGCAUAAAACAGCAAGAAAGGCAGAUGUAGAAGCACGUAGCAUCGGAAAAAAACUCCAUAGAAUGGCUGAACCUAGGAAGGAACCUAGAGAGGAUCCAGGCUCUGAUGGGUGGCCAUAUCUAUGUCAUCAAUGCUAACGUUUCCUUGCUACCUGUCAACUUGACGUUCUUUAAACUUUUUAAUUACCGCUUAUAAUUGUUGUGUUUUCCCUCGCUCUACUUUUUUCAUUCACCUUUUUCACCCCGGACACUUUAUCUGGACGUGGUUCGUCAGGACCUCCACCAGCCGAAGCUAAGUAGUAACAUUAAACCUUCUAAUUGUAUUUGGAAUCAGUUCCGUUUAGCCUUUAGCCUCCGAGGCUUUUCUCUAUCAGGCCCAAUCAAUCAGAACAUUUUAUUUCCUCCAUCUUUGAAUGAUGGGGCUUUUGGCAUUUGGCACUCACUAGGCCUCUCCUCGCAAGCCCAAUUAUUCUUUGAUGAUACAUUUGCCUCUUUUUCUCAGCUGCAGGAAAAGUUCAAUCUCCCCCAAUCCCACUUUUUCUGCUAUCUCCAGGCUAGAAACUUUGUCAGGGCUAACACACCUGGAUUUCCCAAUAGGCCUGCGAAUACAGCUAUAGAGAGCAUCUUGGAGCUGAACAAGCUUCCUAGGGGUGCAAUUUCAGAUGUAUAUGCAAUCAUUCAUGACUUACAGAACCCUUCUUUGGUGCCUUUAAAGACUCGAUGGGAAAAGGAUUUGGGGGAGGAACUUGGGGAAGACGCCUGGGAAUCUGUGCUGCACAGGGUGCACCCGUCCUCUUUUAGCACUAGACACAGCCUCAUUCAAUUCUAGGUGGUUCACCGUAUCCACUGGUCGGGGGCCAAACUUGGAAGAAUAUUCUCUGAUUUUGAUCCUACCUGUGUCAGAUGUAAAGUGGAACCAGCCACACUGUUGCAUAUGUUUUGGGGCUGUCAUAAACUGUCAGGUUUCUGGGAAUUAAUAUGUAAAUGUUUCUCUGAUAUAUAUGACACUGUUAUAGAUCCGUCUCCCCUUACAGCCCUUUUUGGAGUACUGCCCAUGGGUACCCCCCUAUCAAGAAUCCAGUCGGACACUGUUGCUUAUACAACUCUUUUAGCUAGACGGCUAAUACUACAGAACUGGAAGAUGGCAGCUCCCCCAUCUUAUAAAUAUUGGGUGAGGGAUGUGUUGUGC